AGUGUAGAAAAAGCAUUUGGCUGGAUACAAAUAUAAAGGCAACAUAAAAUAAAUACUUGGAUGUAGCAGUAGCAAUGAUUAGCCAAAAAAUGUCGCUAGGAAAUUUGGACUUUUGAAGUAUUUUUAUUCCUUGCUAAAUUGUUUAUGUAAUAUAGUUCAUGCAAACGUUAAAAAUGAGAUCAAUAUGCCGCGGAGUGCAGUGAAAGAACGUUUGUAUUUUUCAUAGGCUUAUAAAUAAAUUAUUUCCACUCCAUCAUCGUAUAAUAAAUCUGCUAUCUCUGCAAAAAUGUCGUAUCGCCACCGAGGCGGAAGAUCUCGACACAAUAAUUCCAGGGAAAAUGAAAGAUCAGAUGACAGAGAUGACAGUGGCUCUGGAAUGUCAAGGGUACAAAGAGGUGGUGGUCAUCCGCCACAUCUUAGAGGAAAGGCUAUUGGGCUUUAUUAUAGAGAUAAAUAUAUAGCUAAGAAUGGUAAAAAGCAAGCAAAGGAUACAAAGCAGAUAAUGCCUAUCAAAUUAAGGGCUUCUACAGAGCAAAGAAUUGAAAGUUUAAUCGAAACACCAAAAAGUUCAUAUGAUAAAUAUUUUGAUGUAAAAGAACAAAAUAUUGACAAUGUAGAUUUUGAAUCCAGGUACAACCAUAUCAACGAUUCACAGUUUAAAAAGAAAUUUUUAAACAUCAUUAGUGGAAAUUUGCAAGAUAAUUUGAGAAGAUCAUUGAUAUUGCAACCAAAGCUUCAGAGAGAUGAAAAUAUGGACAUACGUUUACUGGACGAGUUAAACACAAUCAAAGCAAGUUUUCAGUACAGAAACAUGCUUAAAUUUCGUGCAAAACUACCAGCUUAUGAAAAAAGACAUGAAAUUUUAGAUCUUAUUUACAGUAAUCAAGUAGUAUUAAUUAGUGGUGAAACAGGAUGUGGUAAGACUACUCAAGUUGCUCAGUUUAUAUUAGAUUAUGAAAUAGAAUGCGGGCGAGGCAGUACAACAAGCAUUGCUUGUACUCAACCAAGAAGGAUAUCAGCAAUUACAGUAGCUGAAAGAGUUGCUGCUGAGAGAACAGAUCGACUUGGAAAUUCAGUAGGCUACCACAUUCGUUUAGAGAAGGUAUUAGCAAGACCUCAAGGAAGUAUUGUGUACUGUACCACUGGUAUGUUAUUGCAAUUCAUGCAAAUGGAUCCAGCUUUGAGAAAUUAUUCUCAUAUUAUUUUGGAUGAAAUUCAUGAAAGGAGUACACAAAGUGACUUCAUUAUAACUCUAUUGAAACAAAUUAUUCCCAAAAGGCCUGAUUUAAAAGUUAUUUUAAUGAGUGCAACAUUAAACUCAGAACAAUUUUCUAAAUAUUACAAUAACUGCCCUAUGAUUCACAUUCCUGGAUUUACUUAUCCUGUUGAAGAAUUUUAUUUAGAGGAUGUACUUGCUAUGACUGGAUUUCAAUUUCCAGAGCCUGAACUUCCAUUAAACAAACACAAAAAAGUUAAAAAGAAACAAAGGCAAGAACUGGAAAAGUUUCAUAAAUUUCAAGAAUUCAUUGGACCAUAUAUACGCCAUUUGGAGUCUUUGAAAAGUCAUUCAAGUCGCGUGCUAGAACAGUUACGAAAUCCAGCGACUGAGGAUCUUUCGUUUGAUCUUAUAUGCGAAUUAACCAAACACAUUUGUUUAACCAAAGGUCCUGGUGCAAUAUUAAUUUUUUUACCAGGGUUGAUGGACAUCAAUAAAGUAAAUAGAAUGCUUUUAGAAUGUGGUAGUUUUCCCAGAGACAGAUACGUGAUUUAUCCUUUGCAUUCAAGAAUGCCGACUGUUGAUCAAAAAUGUAUAUUUGAAGUGCCUCCCGAAGGGGUUCGGAAAAUAAUCAUAGCCACGGUUAUAGCUGAAACAUCUAUAACGAUAGAAGAUGUUGUGUAUGUUAUAGACUGUGGUAAAACCAAAAUCUCAAAAUUCGAUAUUGCAAACAAUUUGCAAACGCUCGAACAAGAAUGGGUUAGCGAAGCUAACGCGCGGCAACGUAAGGGUAGAGCAGGAAGAGUACAACCUGGGGUAUGUUACCAUCUGUUUACAAAAGCUCGUGGAUAUGCAUUUGAUAAAUAUCCUUUGCCUGAAAUGCUGAGAACGCGGCUGGAAGAAGUAAUAUUACAAAUUAAAAUCUUGCAAAUUGGAAAGGCUGACACAUUUUUGGCCAGUGUGAUGGAUCCACCAGAUCCACAAGCCAUAAGCCUAUCAUUAGAAUUAUUAAGACAAUUGAACGCCCUUGACGAAAAUGAAAAUUUGACUCCAUUGGGUUACCAUUUAGCUCAAUUGCCUUUGGAUCCUCGAACAGGAAAAAUGAUAAUAUGGGGAGCCAUGUUUUCGUGCAUUGAGCCGAUUUUCGCAAUAGCUGCUAGUCUUUCAUUCAAAGACGCAUUUUACUGCCCCCUUGGUAAGGAUGACGAAGCACAGAAGAAAAAGAUGGAACUCGGCAUGAAUCAGUACAGUGAUCACCUAGCCCUGGCCGAAGCUCUGAAACGUUUCGAUGAGCGAAAUUACAGAGGAAGCGUGUACUCUUUCUGUCGAGAAUAUUUUCUCUCCUGGAAUACCUUGAAACUGCUGUCGGACAUGAAGCAACAGUUUGCUCGAUAUCUGUACGAAAUGAAGUUUUUGCGCAAUGACAACCCGAAUGACGAUUUUGCUAAUAAGAAUUCACAUAACAAAUCUUUGGUAAAGGCUAUCGUGUGUGCUGGACUGUAUCCAAAUAUUGCGAUUAUCAAGCGAGCUUCUAGAGGUGGUGUUAAAGCUCUGACUACCGAAAAAGAAAUGGUAAAGCUGCAUCCAUCCAGUUUGAAUAACAAAGUUACUUCUCUCUCUUCUUUUCCUAGCCCUUACAUAACGUACUUUCUUAAAAGGAAAACUACUGCUAUCUAUUUGUUUGAUACUACUUGUGUUAGUCCGGUAGCGUUGCUUUUUGCAUCACCACGUGCGUCGACAGGAGAAAUGAAUGGCCAAAGCGUUAUUACAGUUGCUAAUAAUUUAUCGUUCUUGUGUGAACCAAGGACUGCCAAAAUCAUUCAGAAAUUGCACGAGAAGUUCGAUUGCUUGUUAGAGUUUAAAAUCACGCACCCCGGCACAAUCAAUUGGGGCGCUCACGAAGGAAACGUCUUGAACGCCAUAAUCGAGCUAUUGUCAGAAGGAGACGAGAAUAUCGGAUUGGAAUCCGGUCGAUACCAUGCUUGGGAUGGCUUUGACGAGGACGACUUCGAUUACGACGAAGAUUAAUCUUCCAUCAGGCAUUACAAGAGCUACUGGAUCCAAUGAUCUGCCAAGCUGAUUGUGGAUCUUAGUGGACUAAAUUUUCAGACAAUGUCUAAGAGUAUCGAUACUCUCGUUUUUGUUAAAAGUUUUAAGAAACGCGAUAAUCUUUAAAUUUUCUAUUUAUUGAAUCUCGAUAAUAAUUAGCAUUUAGUUUUCAUAGCAUUUCUCGUAAAGUAACAGAAUUUCGAAGAAAUCGAAAUAGGAACAAAUAGAGUUGUAUGAUGUUAAAUGCGUUUUAUGUUUAAAGGGUUUUUUCGAUCUAAGCAAACUUUUUUUUAAAUACAUGCGUUCGUACAAAAUGUUAUGAGUUUACUUGACCGUCGUCUUCUUCGGGUUUGCGCUUAACGAGUUUAUGUGUAAUAAACUCGCAACGAUUAAUAGAGUUGAAUUAAGACCAAACGAAUCAUAUAGUUCUUAAAUAUGAUUGAGGAUUGUGGACAUUUGCACAUAGUCUCAAAUUUAGUGUUUUGAAUAAAAAGUGAAGCAAGAUUUUGG
Molecule: messenger RNA, 3775 nt
Organism: Nasonia vitripennis (jewel wasp)
Lineage: Eukaryota; Metazoa; Arthropoda; Insecta; Hymenoptera; Pteromalidae
Product: ATP-dependent DNA/RNA helicase DHX36
Exons: 15
Coding region: 287-3244 (985 amino acids)
Cellular component (GO): intracellular anatomical structure; nucleus; cytoplasm
Molecular function (GO): DNA helicase activity; G-quadruplex RNA binding; ATP binding
Source: RefSeq, a predicted model, not a curated record